Molecule: messenger RNA, 3016 nt
Organism: Coffea eugenioides
Lineage: Eukaryota; Viridiplantae; Streptophyta; Magnoliopsida; Gentianales; Rubiaceae
Exons: 5
Coding region: 312-2654 (780 amino acids)
Source: RefSeq, a predicted model, not a curated record
AUAACUAAGAAACUAUAUGCCCACUGCGGGGGCAGUAGCAUUGCAGUAGAAUCCACCUGUCAGUGCUGCAGACAUCUUUAACGCCUCAGUCCUCGGUCCAUUUGGUCACCACCACCACCAUCACCACCACCACCGCCACCUUCCCCCACUUUCUUUCUCCUUAUUUCUCACUCACUCUUUCCCCAUCUCGCCGUCCUUCAUUUCCCCUCUCUCUUUUUCAUACAACCACAAGACCUUCCUGGCACGGCACAAAAACACGUACUACUACUACUCUUUUAUUGGUUACCGCUGUUGAGAGUGUUGCUUUGAAAAUGGCCACGGCGGUCACCACUCCUCCACCGCCCUCCUCCUCUUCUUCUUCAUGUGGGCCCAAGUUAGAAUCUUUGGCAAAUAUAGACAUAACUAAGUUAUCUCAGUCAGAGCUUUACACCCUCUCCAAAUGCUCCAAUUCCGCCUUCGACCUUCACCGCUCUGACGACGUCGUCGUCCCCAACAUCGAUCGUUCCCUCUUUAACGAGUCCUCUGGUAGCCGCCGUCAAACCUAUUCCCGCCUCCGCCAAAGCCACCAUCAUCACCACCACCUCCACCCACGUACCCGCCUCCCGGGGUUACUUCCCGGGCCUAAACAUUCCCCUUCUGCUGACCCCGAAAACCACGCCAUUCUCCACUAUUUAAAACACUAUCUUAACCACAAUUCAGCUACCAAUUGCCCGCCUCCACCACCGCCACCGCCUCUGCCACCUCGACCACCUCCCCCGCCUCCACAGCCGGUGGGGUUGGGAUUGCAAGAAAAAAUGGCAAUUGCGGUGAAUGUUGUGGAGAAGAAGAGGAAGAGGGGCGGAAAGGUCAGGUGGAAUCCGGGGUUGUUGGAAAAUGGGGUGGGGAUGGAGCUGGAGAGAGUGAACAAAAAUGGGCUGGAGGUCGACUUUGCGGCGUUGGAGAGUAAUGGGGAUGAGUUUUAUAGUGCUGAAUUGGGGAGAAGGACAAUGGGGUUGGAGACAGAGGAAGGGGUUUUAGAGUUUUUGAGGGGUUUAGAGGGACAAUGGUGUAGUAGAAGGAAGAAGAGGAAGUAUGUUGAUGCUGGUGAUUUUGGCGAUGCAUUGCCCAUUGGCUGGAAGCUCUUGCUUGGCCUUAGAAGGCGAGAUGGCCGUGUGUGGGUGUAUUGUCGCAGGAUCAUAAGCCCUAUUGGGGAACAAUUUCUCUCCUGCAAGGAGGCUUCAUCAUUUUUGCGCUCCUAUUUUGAGGCCAAAAGCUCAAGUCAGCCAGUGGAUCAGGGGAAUUCCAUAGUUGAGCAAGGUGGUGCUGUGGCUUCACGAAGGAAUGCAGGUUCUAUCACCAAUGCUUAUCAAACAAGUCAUGAGAUUGUCCCCUACUUGACAGCAUCUGGUGGUCAUGAUAAUGAUGUUGGCUUAAUGGAUAUAGACAAUCUCCCUGAGGUUCAGGUUCAGGACCUUUUUGAAUGUUACAAAUGCAACUUAACAUUUGAUGAAAAGAAUUUGUACCUGCAGCAUCUUAUGUCAUUUCACCAGCGGACUACAAGGAGGUAUAAGUUUGGGGAUGCUGUAGCAGAUGGGGUGAUAAUCAAAGAUGGAAAAUUUGAGUGCCAAUUCUGCCACAAGGUCUUCCUAGAAAGGCGUAGUUAUAAUGGUCAUGUCGGGGUUCAUGUCAGGAACCAUGUCAAAGGUUCAGAACUGCCCACUCCAGAUUCUGUCCAGAAGAGUGUUGAUUCUCCUUCAUGGGAGGGCCUGUGCCGGAGGACAUCUAAAAAUGCUCUAAUUGAAAUAGCUCAUAAUUUUACAUCCGCUGCUUCUAGUGCUGGACCUAGUUCUGCUGCUGUUGAAAUUUCCCACCCUAGUGUAAUUAACUUGAAUGAAACCUUGGCUGGCAACACUCAUGUUGGAGCAACUUUGGUUUCUGAGCCUUCACAAUUGGAAGGUCUAAAUGCUGGGAGAACGCUGAAUCUAGACUUAAAUCAGCAUAAAAGUGAUUCUUUUAUGGAUGAUGGGAGAAUGAGCAUGUGUAACAAUAGGCAGGCUAUCGAAAUUAACCUGAAAGAAGUUCAUACAAAGGAUGCUGAGCAAUCAGAUGCUGAAGAGUUGAAAGAAUAUGGAAACAAAAAUGUAGAAAUAGGUUUUGGACCUAGGUCUUCUAAGCAAAGUGAUGAUGUUGCAAAUUCUGAGGGACCGAUGGGUGAGGAAACUGUGCAUCAUAGUGGAAUUUCUUCCUCCUCAACACCAUUGGUGCAAGCAUAUGACUACUUUUCUUCUGUCCCAGACAAGGGAGAUGAUGAAUUUUUCUUGGAAAGCCAGAAACUUGGGAAUUUGCCAAGCUUUGAGGAGUUGGAGUUGGAUUAUAUGGGACCCUUCAAAUAUGAUUUUGCAGAUGGGCAAGAAUCAUCUUUGCCAGAGGUCUCCAGGGAUUUGGCAAGUGAUACAGGGAAGGGAGAAGUAUUGAAUGCUUCAGUUGGAUUGGAUUCACAGGCAGAUCAACUAAAUAUGACUGGCACUCAUCAAUUCACAACCGUGUGUGUGUGGUGCAGAUCAGAGUUCAAAAUUGAGGCUUUUGAUUCAGAACUUCAGUCGGAUUCUAUUGGAUAUAUGUGUACAACUUGCAAGGAUAAAAUAUCUGGGCAUUUUUCCAGGAUCUGUCAUUGAGUUCCCAUCUCUUCUGAGGUUCAUGGGCUUAUUUAGUUUGGGGCUGACUCUGCAGAUACACAGUGGGAUUGUUCGCUACUGACUGCUUUCUUUUGCUUCUGUUGCUGGGUGGUUGCUCGGUGAAAGACUCCUUGCUGGUAGUAGGAAACGUGACUAGUAUGUUCAUACCUACAUAGCAUGGAUUACCUAGCUAAUCAAUUUUGGUCGUAGGCUUACCAAAAGUUUGUCUAUGUAUGUAUAUGUUGUGCUUAUAUGAUACAGUCCUAGAUAUAGUUUCUCCUAGUAUCUUGGAGCUAAGGAUUGAACUUCACAAGCAUCAGUACUUAAAUAUUUAUAUAUAGUCAUCUGUUCCUGGCACCGUU